UCUGAAUUUGGCUUAAAGUCAAGUAGAGCAAAGGCUGUACGAGGCAGAGCAAGGCCGGAGGGAGAAGACAGAAGACGUAUACUGAGUCUUUGUGCUCCCCUCUUACUGCUGGUCACCCAUCGAUUCCUGGCUGCAUUCCACGUCUGGUCACAGCCAUGACCUCUCAGAGAGACCUCGACACCGUGAAUCUACGGCUGAUCCUUGUGAGUGGGAAGACGCAGGAUUUCACUUUCUCUCCAAAUGACUCCGCCACAGACAUUGCCCGGCAUGUUUUCGAGAACUGGCCGGCAGGCUGGGAGGAGGAGAGCGUGAGCAGCCCCAGCAUCCUGAGGCUGAUCUUCCAGGGCCGCUUCCUGCAUGGCAAUGUCACACUAGGAGCUCUGAAGUUGCCCCCUGGCCGAACAACUGUCAUGCACUUGGUUGCCAGAGAGACGCUGCCAGAGCCGAACUCCCAUGGCCAGAGGAACAGGGAGAAGACAACAGAGAGCAGCUGCUGUCUACUGCUGUAAAACCCAGAAAAACCUUCCCCCACCUCCUCCUCGUCCUUCUGCUCCCCGCUCCCGUCUCAGCUCACCAACCCGUGGUGCAUUCUGGAUGAUUACAGAAGAGCUCCAGGGAGAGUGCGACUAGGUUUUCAUUCAGUGUUUUUGCUCUGUAUAGUAUCUGGAGACUGUUGUGCCAAGUUUGUCAAAUCUCAUAUGUUUGCCUUCUUUCGGUUUUUCUCGUUUCGUUUUGGUUGCCAAAAUUACUUGCUUAGUGAAGUGACCAUUUGUUUCCAGGCAUCCUGCAAAUAUGAAAUACCUGAAUCAUUGAAAGGAAAUUGUGAACAGUUGUGUGAACAGGUUUUUAGGGGGAUGUCCUGUACUUGAGAGACCUUCUGCUCUCCUAACACCCAAGUGUCAGAGUUUUCACUUGGAUCACACGUCUGACUCAGACGAAGCUUAAUAUGCGCCAUAAUCUCAGACUUUCGAUUGCACUUAACACGGAUCCUUAUCUGAAGUCACUAUGUGUGUGUUUUAGUCUUAAUCCUCCCGCCUGCCUCAAACAGAAGGAUCUCACGGGCAGAAAGAGAGGUUUGAUGACCAGCGCUGGUGGAUUUGAUGUGCCAUGGCCACCUAUGAUUCUUGCCUUCCAUCCUAGGACCAGUCGAGAGUAGAUCUCACAGUCGCCAGACUCUUCUUACUGACCAGUUGCGUCAACAUCUGUGCAUGACCCUAGUCUAGUGUUUCCUCGCUUUUACCAGCCGCCUUUAAAAACCAUUCACCCCGUGUCUACUUGAAUAGCGUUUUUUAUUUUCCUCGAAGCAUGAGGGAAGGUUGGCGGUUUUGUGCUUGAUGUGAAGUUACACAAACUCUUCUUCUUGCCCAGUCAGGAUAUAUCAUCUGUAUACUAUUCCAUUCUUGUCUAACGUGUGUCCUGAGGGACAAAGGCCAGGUGCAAAGAAUAAGGAAAUCAUCAGAAAGCCUCUGUCUGGAGUGAAGGGCUGGGCUGGUAAAAGCCCCCAUUAUAAGUGCUAUAUGGAUUCAUGGACCCCCUGCUGCGCUGCAGCUUUAGAGUUAAAGAUGUGCGCCGGGAAUGGCCAGCCCUAAUGGCCUCCAACUGGGCUGAAAGAAAGAAAAAACUAAGUGUUUUAUUUCCUAAUGUUUGUAUGCCGUCUGUUUUGUUUGCCUUAUGAUUGUGGGAAAUUAAUAUUAUUAAUAAUGGAGUCAUUUUUAUCUUGUCCGAGUGCGGUUGAGUUUUUAUUAGUACACAUAAGAUGGCUGACUCAUGUUAAUUGUGCGUGUGAGUGGAUGAGGCUUUUUUUUUUUUUGAAAGAUAGUACAGUUGUGGAACGUGUCCACAGAAACUGUCUCCAAUCUUGUUUUGAUUGGCCAAUUACUGCAAGAGUGUUUAUUAUUGUCACUGCUAUGAAAUUAGCUACAAAUUAUUAAAUGUAAAAAAAAAUCCUUAAAUCUUGUAUUAUAAAUUAAUAAAACCUUUCAAAUAAUA
Molecule: messenger RNA, 1989 nt
Organism: Cyprinus carpio (common carp)
Lineage: Eukaryota; Metazoa; Chordata; Actinopteri; Cypriniformes; Cyprinidae
Product: ubiquitin-like protein 3
Molecular function (GO): protein binding
Source: RefSeq, a predicted model, not a curated record